UCUGAUUCAGUCUUCCUCGUUUUCUUCUUCAGAAACGCCCAUUGUCAGAAACGGACCCAAAACAGACACCCACACAGAGCAGCAUGGAGAACGAGCAAGGUAACUACACCGACAAUAACAGUAGCUACAGCACGGUGGAUACUUCAAAAGCCGAGCGAUCGGCGUGGCUGAUGAAGUGUCCUCCUGCUGUUUCCAAGGCAUGGGAGUCUGCCGCCGCGGCCUCCGACUCUCCGCCUGUGGCCAAAGUCGUCGUCUCUCUCGAUCCCCUCAACCCCGAGGGCUCUUCUUCUCUUGAAUAUUCUAUGGAGAUGGCUGGAAGUGAGGUUGCGAACGUGCCAAAGAGUUACUCCCUGAAUAUGUUCAAGGAUAUCGUUCCCAUGUGCGUUUUUUCGGAGACAAACCAAGGAAGAGUUUCCAUUGAAGGCAGAGUGGAACAUAAAUUUGACAUGAAGCCCCAUCAUCAGAACAUUGAAGAAUAUCGAAAAAUAUGCCGUGAAAGGACAAAUAAAUCCAUGAUCAAGAACAGGCAAAUACAAGUGAUCGAUAAUGAUCGUGGAGUGCUCAUGAGGCCCAUGCCUGGAAUGUUGGGCAUGAUUUCGUCCACUUUGAAGGAUAAGAGGAAAGCAGCUCCAAUUAAGGGAUCAGAUGUGAAAAGAACUAGAAGGGACCGUGGGGAGCUGGAAGACAUCAUGUUUAAGCUUUUUGAAACGCAGCCUAACUGGACGUUGAAGCAGCUGGUCCAACAAACUGACCAACCUGCGCAAUUUUUGAAGGAGAUACUGAAUGAGCUCUGUGUAUACAAUAAAAGAGGAACCAACCAAGGAACGUAUGAGCUCAAGCCAGAGUAUAAGAAAUCUGUUGAAGAUACAGGUGCUGAAUAAUGGCAGUCGUUAUCUGUUAAUUAGGUUGUGCAUUGAGGUAAUACAGUCGAUCAAAGAACAGAUGAUGUCCAAAAGGGUAUACACCAGUCUGUAAAUUAGGUUGCACUGUGGUGUACACCUAUCCUGUCAUAUUUCGUGAUAUUAUGUGUCUUACCAUCCUCGAACUCAAGAAAUGAACCGAGGAUAUUAAAAAGCUUUAUAUUAUAACCGUAGGUUGUUUCUCUUUGUGAAUUAGAAUCCCGCAACAUCCCUGAUUGGAUCAACAGUGUUGGUACAUAUUAUCUGGCCGAUGUUCUUCAUUUCUUUUUAUUUUCUCAUCUAAUUAUUAACAUAGUGUGGAAUUUAAUAAUAUUCAGUGGGUGAAAUUUCUUAA
This is a messenger RNA of Olea europaea var. sylvestris, 1254 nucleotides long. RefSeq names its product transcription initiation factor IIF subunit beta-like. The transcript is spliced from 6 exons. The record is from RefSeq and is a predicted model, not a curated record. Bases 84 to 881 code for a protein of 265 amino acids. Lineage: Eukaryota; Viridiplantae; Streptophyta; Magnoliopsida; Lamiales; Oleaceae. Gene Ontology annotation, cellular component: transcription factor TFIIF complex. Gene Ontology annotation, biological process: transcription initiation at RNA polymerase II promoter; transcription by RNA polymerase II.